UAUUUCAACAGCCGAAGAAGAAGCCGCGGCAGGAGCAACAGUAGUAGAAGAAGAAGUUGUUAUCUUCAAUUUCCGGGGAAACAUCGCAUUCGCGAUGGGAUCCAGCAACCUGGAUAAGAUCAUUUCACUACAGAAAAACGCAGCCAACAUCAGAAACCUGUGUAUUCUGGCCCACGUUGAUCACGGCAAAACGACUCUGGCUGACUGCUUAGUUGCAAGCAAUGGUAUCAUUUCAACCCGACUGGCUGGUAAGUUGAGGUAUCUGGACAGCAGAGAGGAUGAACAGAUCCGAGGAAUCACCAUGAAGUCCAGUGCCAUCACUCUGCACUACCGUCACGGAGAUCAGGAGUACUUACUCAAUCUGAUUGACUCUCCUGGUCAUGUUGACUUCUCCUCGGAGGUUUCCACUGCUGUCAGAUUGUGUGACGGAGCAAUUGUACUCGUAGAUGCCGUGGAGGGAGUUUGUCCUCAGACCCAGGUUGUACUUCGUCAAGCAUGGCUGGAGAAGAUAAGACCUGUUCUGGUCAUCAAUAAGAUAGAUAGGUUAAUCUUGGAGCUAAAACUCACCCCUGAAGAAGCUUACACUCACCUGAAGAAGCUCUUACAACAGGUGAAUGCCGUGACUGGGACAUUGUUCACAUCCAAAGUGCUGGAGGAGCGAGCGGAAAAAGUAAAAGAGGAAGAUAAAAAGUGUGAGACCUUGAGUGAAGAUCAGGUUUAUGACUGGAGCUCUGGACUGGAUGAAGUUGACGACUCAAACCUCUACUUUUGUCCCGACCAAGGAAAUGUGGUUUUUGCAAGUACCAUAGAUGGAUUGGGUUUCAGCAUCAAGCAGUUUGCUAACAUCUACAGUCAGAGAAUGGGUGUGAAGGCAGAGGUGUUAUUGAAAACCUUGUGGGGAGAUUUCCACCUCAGUGCAAAAGCAAAAAGGAUAAUGAAAGGAGCUCAGGCCAAAGGCAAGAAGCCACUGUUUGUGCAGCUUGUUCUGGAUAACAUCUGGAACUUAUAUGAUGCAGUUAUCAUCAAAAGAGACAAGGAGAAGGUGGCAAAGGUGUUGACUUCUCUGGGGAUAAAGGUGAUGGCCAGGGACUUGCGUCACUCAGAUCCAAAAGUCUUGUUGUCUGCCAUCUGCAGCCAGUGGUUACCUGUAUCACAGGCGGUGCUCUCUAUGGUAUGUGAGAAGCUUCCCAGUCCUUUAGACAUGACAGCAGAAAGGGUGGAAAAGCUGAUGAGUGUUGGAGCCUGUCGAUUUGACUCACUGCCUAAACGGACGCAAGAGCUGAAAACAGCAUUCCUUGAGUGUUCCAGUGGGGAAAAUGCUCCUGUCAUCAUCUUCAUUUCCAAGAUGUUUGCUGUUGACAUCAAGUCUUUACCCCAAAAUAAACAGAGGCCUUUAAACCAGGAGGAGAUUGCUAAGCGUAGAGAACUGGCAAGGCAACGGCAUGCUGAGAGGGUUGUUGGCGAGAAGACGGCUGCAGAGAACAAUGAAGAGGUUACCCACUCACAUACUGUUGCAUCAGAAUGUCGAUCUGAAGAAUUCAGUCCAGGUGAGAUUGAGAAUGUAACCCAAAAGGACUCUACACUAGAGAAGCAAGAGCAGGCAAAGGAGGUCUUUAUAGCAUUCGCCCGAGUCUACAGUGGGGUCGUCAAGAAAGGUCAAAGGAUGUUUGUGCUUGGGCCAAAGUAUAAUCCUGCACAAGGCUUGCACUCGCUGAUGGAGAGCGGUGGAUCCAACUGGAUCAGCGGUGGAUCAGAUUGCGUGUCUGAUGUUCCUCAUCUGUCCUAUUGUUCCAUUGAAGGGCUUUAUCUGCUGAUGGGUAAAGAGCUAGAAGAACUGGAAGAAGUCCCUGCAGGGAAUGUUCUGGGUAUUGGAGGGUUAGAGGACUGUGUCUUGAAGUCGGCUACUCUGUCCAUGUCUUUGGCUUGUCCUCCUUUCAUCCCACUCAACUUUGAAGUCUCACCAAUUGUACGUGUUGCUGUUGAACCAAAACAUCCAGGUGAAAUGCCGAAGCUGGUGCAUGGCAUGCGCUUGUUGAACCAGGCUGAUCCCUGCGCAGAAGUUCUGAUCCAGGAAACGGGAGAACACGUUCUGAUCACUGCUGGAGAGGUUCACCUGCAGCGCUGCCUAGACGACCUCAGAGACCGGUUUGCCAAAAUAGAGAUCAGUGUGUCUAAGCCCAUUAUUCCAUUCAGAGAAACUGUGGUUCGUCCUCCAAAAAUGGAUAUGGUCAACGAGGACCUUGGCAAGCAACAGAAAGUUGCCAUCAUUCAUCAGGUGAAGGAAGAGGUCUCUCAUUCAUCUGACACUCUGCACAUCCACCCCAGUGGUCUGGUUACCCUCACAACUCCCAACAGACUGGCAACCAUCUGUGUCCGGGCAACACCGCUACCACCGGAAGUGACUUGUCUGUUGGAGGGUAGUGCUGAUGUGAUUCGCACUCUGGAGCAGUUGAACGCAUCCUUGAAGGAGGGGAAGAAUAUGGACAUGAGCUGCAGAAGUCUGGACGCCAUUGCUGGACUAAAGGCCCGGCUGGAAAGCCUUUUCCAGGGGAGGAAAUGGAGAAACACUGUGGAACGUAUCUGGGCCUUUGGACCACGCAGGUAUGGUCCCAACAUUCUGUUAAACAGCAUAAAGGACUACAAGCGACCUUCAAUAUGGCAGUGUCUGAGUUGGGGAAGCAAAGCUGAUGAGGAUGGAGCUCCAGGGGCUGCUCUCCGAGACCUGGACAGCAGCAUCAUCAGUGGUUUCCAGCUAGCAACUUUGUCAGGGCCCGUUUGUGAAGAGCCCCUGAUGGGAGUUUGCUUCUCUCUUGAGAGUUGGGACAUUGAAUCAUCAGCCCCACGACAACAUCAAGACUACCUGCCAGAAGACCUUAAAACCCAAGAAUCUGUAGCGGACAGUAGAGUAGAGGGAACUAGCAAGGACGUAGCAACAGGGCCAGGCUGUUACGGGCCGGCGUCGGGCCAGCUGAUCGCUGCCAUGAAGGAGGCCUGUCGUCACGCUUUCCAGGCUCAGCCCCAGAGACUCAUGGCAGCCAUGUAUACCUGUGAGAUCAUGGCCACUGCAGAUGUUCUGGGCAGGGUUUAUAGUGUCCUGGGAAAACGAGAGGGCCGUGUCCUCCAAGAAGAGAUGAAGGAAGGGACGGAUAUAUUUAACAUCAAAGCAGUUCUUCCUGUUGCUGAGAGCUUUGGGUUUGCUGAUGAGAUCCGCAAAAAGACCAGUGGCUUGGCCAGUCCACAACUCGUCUUCACCCACUGGGAGGUGAUCAGCUGUGAUCCAUACUGGAUUCCUACCACGGAGGAAGAAUAUCUGCAUUUUGGGGAGAAAGCAGACUCCGUCAACCAGGCCCAUAAAUACAUGAAUGGCGUCCGCCGACGGAAAGGUCUUUAUGUGGAAGAGAAGACAGUGGAACAUGCAGAAAAGCAAAGAACACUAGGCAAGAAGAAGUAGAGGAAAUACAAGUUCUUGGUGUCAAGAAAAUGUCCCUAUGCAGUUUUCACUGUGCUUUCAAAUAAUUCUUUAUAAAGGGUGUUGCAGAAAUUAUAUUAAUUGUUAUAAGUCUGCAUUUUUCCACUUUUCCUGUUCUUCUGAAGCCUAAAAGAACAGCCACAAAAAGUACCUCCCAACAUUCAGCAGUAAAUGAUGUGUGAAAGAACUUUUGUGUGUGAAAAUGUUUUUCUUGUCUUCAUUAUUAAUGUACAUAAUUGUGUGAAUACUUUUUAGCAUAUCUUUGUCAUUUAAAAACAUUGGAAAUAAUGUUUCAAAGUUAUUCAAACACUGCAAAAGUUCAAAAUGUUCAAAUCCAAACAGCUUCAGCAUUCAUUCAUUCAUUACGAGCUUCAGCAUUCAUUCAUUCAUUCAUCCAUUCAUUACCAGCUUCAGCAUUCAUUCAUUCAUUCAUUCAUUACUAGCUUCAGCAUUCAUUCAUUCAUUACCAGCUUUGGCAUUCAUCCAUUCAUCCAUUCAUUCAUUACCAGCUUCAGCAUCAAUCAUUCAUUCAUGCAUUACCAGCUUAUAUAUAUA
Molecule: messenger RNA, 4024 nt
Organism: Cololabis saira (Pacific saury)
Lineage: Eukaryota; Metazoa; Chordata; Actinopteri; Beloniformes; Belonidae
Gene: efl1
Product: elongation factor like GTPase 1
Exons: 23
Coding region: 95-3451 (1118 amino acids)
Biological process (GO): cytosolic ribosome assembly
Cellular component (GO): cytosol; ribonucleoprotein complex
Molecular function (GO): GTP binding; GTPase activity; ribosome binding
Source: RefSeq, a predicted model, not a curated record